CAGGAGAUACGAUGACGCCGACCAAAUCCAUUGCAGAUGGACAAACCUUAAUCUCGUCAGGUGGGACCUUCGAACUGGGCUUCUUCAGCCUUGGUGUCUCGAAGAAUCGAUACUUGGGGAUACAUUACGGAGCUCCAGAUAAAACAGUUGUAUGGGUUGCCAAUAGAAUCUCUCCCCUCAGUGGCGCCACGGGGGUUCUCAAUCUUACAGGUGAUGGAAAUCUGGUACUUCUAAACAGCACCGGAUAUAUUAUUUGGUCGACGGGCACAUCAAAUGCAAAUAAUCCCGUUGUACAGCUCCUAGACUCGGGAAAUCUUGUCCUGAAUGAAGGAACUUCGAAUAAUUUAUUGUGGCAGAGCUUUGAUCAUCCAGGUGACACCAUGCUACCAGGUAUGAAGCUUGAACGGAAUUUAAGAACCAACGUUGACAGCACCUACACGUCAUGGAAGAGUUCCUCUGACCCUUCUCCAGGGGAAUACUCCUGCAAGAUACACAUCAAUGCAGUACCAGAGAUUUUCAUAUGGAGAGGAUCUGUCCAAAAAGUAGGUCGCAUUGGACCUUGGAAUGGGCGUGGAUUUGCUGGCGUUCCAGAUACGAAACCACAUAACUCGUUCACAUAUAAUCUACCUUCCAAUGAGUAUGAGGCCACCUACUCCUUCCAAAUACUCGACAAUUCUAUUCUAUAUCGUAACUUGUUGACCGAGACUGGAGCGUUUCAAGGUUUGGUGCGGGUUAAACCAAACCUUGCAUGGGUCGCUUACUCGAGGUUUCCGAAAGACCAGUGCGACAAGUAUGCUAUCUGUGGAGCUAAUGGCGUAUGCACUGCAAGCUACACAUUGGCCUGUGAUUGUUUGAGGGGAUUCAGUCCCAAGUCUCCUCAAAAUUGGAGAUUGGGAAACAAUUCUGAUGGCUGUGUAAGGAGAACAGCUUUAAAUUGUUCAUCGGAUGGUUUCUUUGAGCUUCAACAAAUAAAGUUGCCUGAUACAUCAAAUGCCACCCUGCACAGCAACAAAAGUCUGGAAGAGUGUGAAGACUUGUGCCUGAAGAACUGCACUUGCGGUGCCUAUGCUAUCAAUGGAGGGAUUGGAUGUGUGACAUGGACCGGAAAUCUUGUAGAUAUUAGACUGUUCACUGACGGAGGGGAGAAUCUAUAUAUUCGGCUUGCAUCUUCUGAAUUAGGUCAGACAAGGGGUAAUUACCGUAAAAAGAAGCUUGUCAUAAGCAUCAUCAUUUCUUCACUGGCAGGGUUUCUUCUACUUGUGUGCGGUAUUCAACUUCUGUGGAAGAAGAACAGAAAAAGAAAGCAAGGUACCUUUACCUACACAAACAGACAUGAUCUAUCAUUUAUACAAGCUAUUAUAUAAUAUUAAUGAAUUUUAGUUCUGGUAUUAGCAUUGAUUUCUUCAACAUUUUUCAGAACAGACUUCAUCAACAUUUGGCACUAAGAAUCCAUCAAACAAUUUUAUGCCUGCUACUGAAGUAAAAUAGUAUUCAAUGCUCAAGUUAACAAGUAAUAUGAUUUUAUUCAGGUUGCGCAAUGCAUA
Molecule: messenger RNA, 1544 nt
Organism: Elaeis guineensis (African oil palm)
Lineage: Eukaryota; Viridiplantae; Streptophyta; Magnoliopsida; Arecales; Arecaceae
Source: RefSeq, a predicted model, not a curated record